UGUACCGUUCCUGUCGGGCCAACCUGAUAUAAAUAUGAUUCAAACCCUGCUAGAAAGGAGAAACUUAGUUAGCCGUGUUGUCUGCCAAGUGAAGUUUUCUUUUCACAUUACUCAUUAAUUAGCACGACAGCUAUCGCAAGCUGUCACACUAAAUCAACGAAAUCAAAAAAAACUCGGACCAUUUGACUAGUUUUACUUUAUGCUAGCGUGAUUUAGUACGAUUUAACUGCAGAAUUUCGCAGAAUUUACUCCCUGGUCCAGUACAAGCGAAAUAGACUGGUUCAGCUUCAUUCAUGUCAAUGGAUACUCGGGACAGUACGAAGCUCCAUCCUCCACCACCCAGUGGAGUGGUAUCUGACAACCUGUCCCAGUCAUCCUAUCAAGACUAUCCAGCACACCGUCCCCUAAUCAACACAUUUCUGCAUCACACUCCCCGACAACACACACAUCAGUCAUGUCGCACAUUAUCACCCAGCAAGGCCUUCCCAGAAACCAGCAGUGCAGCAAUCUUAUCUGCCUUGAGGAAUCUCCAGAAAAAGAUCAGGAGUUUGGAGUUGGACAAAGGACACAUAGAAUCUGUAUUCAGAGACACACCAUACACACAACUACAGAGUGACAAAGUCACACAGGCAUCCUUAAGUAAUCAGACAGACAGAGGGAGAGAGAUGAGUGAUCCGUCCAACUGUAACCAAGUGUUGAUCACCCACCUUGCUGCUGCAGAAUCUCGCUGUGUGAGACUGGAACGACAGCUGGAACACAUGAGAAGGAUGUUGCACAAUGUCAAGGCAGACAAGACCAACCUGGUCAAACAGCAGGUUUCCAUGGAUACAGCGGAAAAAGCCCAUCAACAGCCUGACGCAGUGUCCGAGCAUGUCCAUCUGGAGAAGCUGGAGCGACUUGAACAGGAGUAUCUCCGGCUCACACGCACACAGAAAAAUACUGAGAUAAAGAUGCGUGAGCUGGAGAUGAAACUGCAGGAGGAGGAGCAUCAGAGAAAGCUGAUCCAGGAUAAAGCCAUUCAGCUACAGACAGGUUUGGAGGCCAAUAGGAUCCUGCUGCGGUCAGUGUCGCCCUGUAUGACCACUAGACAGGCCAAAGAGAAGAGGUCCAGUUCCCAGAAGUCUUCACCGCAGCUGUUGUCAAGCACACAGCCACAUUAUAGACUGAGCCUCAGAGACGUGCCUUUUGUUGCUGGAACGUCCAUAGGCGGCAGCCACUCAGUCAGAGCAAAUGUCCAGUCAGUUUUGUCUCUUCUGAAGCAGCACCAGCCACACCUCUGCAACAGCCAUGUACUCUCUGACCAUGCAAGCAGCUACAGGACUGUUGGCCACACGUGUUCAGAGAGUUCCUCCUCUUCCUCUUCCACCAGUGGAGAGGAGCUGUCAGAGUUGAUGCAAGCACUACACAAGGAGCUGCGACUCAUGAGUCUGGAGCAUGAAGAAUUAAUGAGGCAGAUGAGGGAGAGUGUGUCUCAGCAGGAAAGAAGGGAACUUCAGAGGGAGCAGGAGAGUUUGCUGCUCAAAAUGGAGAGGAAGGGAGAUCAGAUUAGUAAGCUCUACAAACAUAAAAAACAUAUAAAGAAGCUCAGAAAGGAGGCCAAUUUAAGGCAUAACUGUCGGAGUGAAGUUAAAAUGGGUACUGCAGUGCCCACAAGAGGGCGCUCCACUGCAGCAGUCAAACUUAAACCAGGAGAGAGAAGCAAGAGGAAUCUGGAGCUGCUGAGGGACAUGAAGGCUUUGCAGAACUCAUUACAGAGCUGAAACGGUUUAGUCUUGUUGGUGCUAUCUUUCUACACAGUACAACCAUUGACUGAAAACCACCAGUUGAACAUGACAAAGGAAAUAACAUGUGGACUGUUUGACUUGUGAUUUCUUGAGAAAAAUCUUAUUUUAACAAACUGGGAAAAUGACAUUGUCUUUGUUGUCUUUAGUAGUCCAAUCUAAUCGUGUCAUGUCAGGAUCAUUUAUACUUCAAACAGACCAUUAAAAAUGCAGCAUUUUUGUUCAUGGUGCAUCAAGAUCUGGAUAUGAAUUCAGGAUUUUUUUGACACUCUCUGAGUGCUUUCUCUAGUUUUGCUUUGUGUAUAACUGAUUAUUCACUCAGUGCUGGAAAAUAUGUGUUCAUUUCUCUGUUUGAUCUUAAGGUAUAGACACCCAAUUUUACUGCCAUGGACAACCUGGUCUUGGGAACCACCAGGAAAAAAAAUUAAUGAUGCUAAAAAAUCUCUGGGUUGCUUGAUAGUUACACAUUCUCACAUUGUAUUAACAUUUACAAAGUGGUUGCAUCAACUGUCAGUAGUAGGAAGAACUGGCAGUGAUGAGUCUGAGUGGAAUAUAUUACUAUAAUUGGAAAAAAUAACAGUUACAUGGCAGACGAUAUCGAUGCAUACUUGGAAAUAUUCCUACAAUCAUGUGCUUUUUUGAAAUGAAAAUGUGUUUGUUGGGAAAUAAAAAUUGUAUUGCUUGCAUAUCCCUAGAAUCUA
Solea senegalensis (Senegalese sole) is the source of this 2482-nucleotide messenger RNA. It is a transcript of the gene cep57, whose product is annotated as centrosomal protein 57. Bases 294 to 1760 code for a protein of 488 amino acids. Lineage: Eukaryota; Metazoa; Chordata; Actinopteri; Pleuronectiformes; Soleidae. The transcript is spliced from 11 exons. Gene Ontology annotation, molecular function: gamma-tubulin binding; identical protein binding; microtubule binding. The record is from RefSeq and is a predicted model, not a curated record. Gene Ontology annotation, cellular component: centrosome.